Hordeum vulgare subsp. vulgare (domesticated barley) is the source of this 890-nucleotide messenger RNA. RefSeq lists its product as uncharacterized. The transcript has a single exon. Gene Ontology annotation, molecular function: metal ion binding. The record is from RefSeq and is a predicted model, not a curated record. NCBI's taxonomy places the organism in Eukaryota, Viridiplantae, Streptophyta, Magnoliopsida, Poales, Poaceae. The coding region runs from base 52 to 660 and encodes 202 amino acids.
AGAGGGAAGAAGAUCGAGGAGGAGGAUCCAUCUGCUCCAUCACUGCCGUCGAUGGGGAAGACGGGCGGGGAGGCGGCGAGGGAGUUCGUGGUCAGGGUGCCCAUGCACUGCCGCUGCAUCGGCUGCAGGAAGAAGCUGCGCGCCGCCGUGAGGGGCCUCAGGCAGGCCGCGGGCGUGCAGGCGGUGCACCAGUCGGCGGCGGAGGACACCGAGGAGUUGCGCCUGCUGGCCACGGCCGACCCCGAGCUGCUCCGAGGGCUCGUCCACAACGUCAUGGGCAAGCUUAAGAAAGUCGACCUCGUCUUCCCGCCCAAGAAGAAGGAGCGCUCCAGCGCCGGCGCUGGCGGCGGGAAGGAGGACCCUCGCCUCGUGGACGCCGCCGCCGUCCAGGGGCUGUUCGCCGAUCUGCAGAGGCAGGCCCCGCAGCCGCGCUAUCGUCAGCACGACCCUGCAGACCACCACCAGCACCAGCAGCAGCAUCAGCGACAGCCGGAACUCUGGUGGAACACCUAUGGCCCGGCGUACCCAUGGCUGCCGUCCUACUGCCCUGGCGCGUCAGCACCUGCUUGGGAAGCGUACGGGCACCCUCCGCCGGCGUCGGCACCACCUGGCCCCUACGUGCCCAGCGCGCCAUGGUGGCCCGGCGGCCCCGGCUACUGAUCGAUCGAGCGGUCGAGCCGAGCCGGUCGCACCAGUCGAGACGAGAACGUAUGCCAGACCUCAUCACGACAAGACGCCGAUCCACAUACAUAUAUAGAAUUACAUAUAGAUAUACGAGUAUAUAUAUAUAUAUAUACUUCGUAUACUUGUAUCUCGAUCGAUCAUUUGCUAUAAUUAAUAGUACGUGCUGCUAGUAUAGUAGCUAGCCUGAAUAAUCUACAUAUUGUAUU